CUUAGCUAGGACCUUCCGCGUAGCGUAUUGGCAUGCCCUGCACAGAAACUUCAAUGAAAUGAACAGAAUGACAGGAUGCGAUGUUUCUCCUCCUCUCUGCAGGCAUGAAAUUGUUGACUCUUAAUUACAUGCCAAGUUGCUUCACCUCUGAAACUUCAACUGCUGCUAGACGAGACGGUCAAACGUGAUUAUCCCAAUAUUCCUUGGACACCAAACAAAAGAAGGAAAUGCUUUAUUUGAGCAAUCGACGAUCUCCCAAUUUCAAAGUGAUGACCGUAAACACGGGCAGACCUUAACGACAAGAAGCAGUCAAGCAUCCCCUGUUGUAAUCUCCCUGUGAUUUCUCCAUAUUCAUUUCCAAACGGGCUUCUAUAUGUGUGUGUGUAUGCAAGAGUGAAGAAAGUAAUUAAAAUUCUCAUUUCAUCCCCGUCUUUCUUUCUAAUGAAUCGUACGUACAGCUAGCUACAACAAAUGGCUGCCCAAAAUCCAUAUUCGAUCAUCGCUCUCCUCAUUAUUAUGUUAUUCAACCUUGCACAUCUAGCUUUCACAGACAACAUGUCAUCAUUCACUUUUGAGAGAUUUGUUGAUGAUGAUCAUGAGAAGCUCCUGAGUUUCAGAGGCGAUUCAUCCAUCUAUCUUGAAGCUCUACAACUUACUCCUGAGACCCCCAAUGAUGCUCAUAGUUGGAAACAAAAAAAUGCAGCUGGCCGCAUCAUGUAUCAUAAACCUUUCAGGUUCUGGAUCGGUGAUGGUGGGGACGAGUACAGAUUAGCCUCCUUCAACACCACCUUUGUCAUUAACAUAUACAGAGAAAGAGACUGGGAGGCUGGUAGUGGCCUGGCUUUUCUUAUAGCUCCAAAUGCUAGCAUACCCGAAGCAAGUUACGGGCAAUAUCUAGGCCUGACCAAUGUCUCCACUGAUGGUAACACUGCAAACCACUUUGUGGCUAUAGAGUUUGACACGGAAAAGCAAGAUGACAUCGAAGAUCCAGAUCAUAACCAUAUCGGGUUCAAUAUCAACUCCAUUCGGUCAAAAAAUGCCAUCCCUCUAGACAAAUAUAACAUCACACUCUCUCCUGAUCCACCAGGAGUUAACUACACUGUUUGGGUUGAUUAUAACGGCACCUCCAAAUUGAUGCAGGUGUACAUGGUGAAAGAAGGAAAUCAAAAGCCUGGAGAGCCUCUCUUGAACGAGACCAUAGACCUCAAAGAGUACCUGAAACAAGAAUCCUACUUUGGCUUUGCUGCUUCCACUGGUGAUCCACGGAUUGAAUUAAACUGUGUGCUGAAAUGGAGCUUACAGAUAAAUAAUCAACCCGAUCAGGAAAAUGAUGAGAAAUGGUGGAAGAUUGGUGCUGGGGUUUGCGUCUCAGUAGUGAUGAUAAUCUUUAUAUUUGUGGUAUGUAGAGUAGUUUUUGUGAGGAAAAAGAGAUCAAAAGCAAGUCUAGAGGAGGCCAAAGAGUUUGGUAGUUACAUCUUGAAAUGGCUGCCUGGGAUGCCAAGAGAGUUCAAGUACAAGGAGUUGAAGAAGGCUACCAGCAAUUUCCAUGAAAGUAUGAAGCUCGGGGAAGGAGGAUUUGGGAUCGUUUAUAAAGGCGUCCUACUCCUCAAUGAUAAGGCUGAUGAUGGUACUACUACUACGACUACUGAAAUUGCUGUCAAGAAAUUCUCCAGAGACAGCAUAGAAGGCAAAGAUGAUUUCUUGGCCGAGCUAACCAUCAUUCAUCAUCUUCGCCACAAAAAUCUCGUCCGCUUAGUGGGGUGGUGCUAUGAGAAAGGGAAGCUUCUAUUAGUAUAUGAUUUCAUGCCAAAUGGAAGCCUGGAGAAACACCUACAGAAGGGUCCAGAGCAGGACACUCUAAAUUGGAAUCGUCGCUACAGGAUACUUGUAGGGGUUGCAUCGGCAUUACAUUACCUGCACAAUGAGUAUGACAAGAAAGUUGUCCACAGAGACCUCAAAACCAGCAAUAUCCUACUUGAUGCGGACUUUAAUUCCCGCCUAGGUGACUUUGGCCUUGCUCGAGCCUUGGAAAAUGAAAAGAAUUCAUAUAAUGAGCUUGGGCUAGGUGGAGUUCCAGGUACCAUGGGUUAUGUUGCUCCAGAAUGUUUCCACACGGGCAGGGCUACCCCUGAAUCUGACGUGUUUGGUUUUGGAGUGGUGGCUCUUGAGGUUGUGUGUGGUAAAGGUCCAGGGACAAAGAUCCGUCACAACCAGCAUCUUUAUUCUAUGGUUGAUUGGGUCUGGACCUUACAUCGUGAGGGACGCAUACUAGAAGCUGUAGAUGAAAACCUCGGUAACGAUUUUGUGCACGACGAGGCUAAUAGACUUUUACUACUGGGAUUGGCUUGUUCUCAUCCUAUCGACAGUGAAAGGCCUAAAACAGAGACCAUAAUCCAGAUCGUAUCAGGAACUUUGCCUCCGCCUCACGUACCCCCAUUCAAGCCUGCCUUCACUUGGCCUAGCAUGAGCACCACUGACAGCACAACUGGUUCCCUCUCCAGCAUGACAUCAUCUUCUCGAAGUUACGCCAGAACACAAAGUGUAAUCAAAUUGCGGAGGACCACGUCAAGUCUCCAAGUUUAGAUCCUAGUCUCUGAGCUUCCGUAUUCUUGGGAAAGCUACAAAGUUUCUGCUUAAGGUAGCACGCCGUCCUAGUUUUUCCAAUGGCAUUGUUUUUGUGUCUAGCAAUUUUUUCUGCAUUUCCAGAGAUCAUGCUUCUUAUUGAUUUAGUUUUUGUAAUUUUCGUGUCUUACAUUACUGCGCUAGAUCUUCGUUUUCUAACAAUCACCCUACAGUCCUGUUGAUCUAUACUUGUUCUUAUAAUAAUUAGGAAUCAAAACACUGUAAUCACGUGCCUGAUUUCCAGGAA
Molecule: messenger RNA, 2869 nt
Organism: Populus nigra (black poplar)
Lineage: Eukaryota; Viridiplantae; Streptophyta; Magnoliopsida; Malpighiales; Salicaceae
Product: probable L-type lectin-domain containing receptor kinase S.5
Exons: 2
Coding region: 472-2583 (703 amino acids)
Biological process (GO): protein phosphorylation
Cellular component (GO): plasma membrane
Molecular function (GO): protein kinase activity; ATP binding; carbohydrate binding
Source: RefSeq, a predicted model, not a curated record